AGCUGUGCAGCUGACAGUGUGUGUGUGUGUGUGUGUGUGUGUGCGUGCAUAUGUGCAUCGUAUAUAUGUGCGUUGAAAAGUGCAGGUGGAACUUGCUAGAUAGUCCUAGCGGGUUCGGCCAGCAGAAGAAUAAAUUAUUCAAUAUUGUGAAAAAGUGCCGAGUCAAUAAUUCGUCAUACUCUCGAGUAUAAAAGACGAAGCGCAAAUAUACGCGGGCGAGUGUGAACGUACGUAAAGUCGCUGUCGCUGCGUUUUUUCAUCAUUGACUAACCUCGAAACUUUGGCAUAUUCUACUAGCUGCAGUAAAUAAGUCAGCCGACGCAAUGGCAGAGAAUAUGGACGAUGGCGACGAGGGCACGACCGUCGAGGUGUUCGUCUACGACCUGACCAAAGGCACGGCUGCCAUGAUGUCUCAAAUGCUCAUCGGCCGACACCUGGACGGAAUAUGGCACACGGCAGUGGUGGCCUACGGACGGGAGUACUUUUUCGGACCGAUGGGCAUCCAGAGCGUAAGACCGGGUGGUACGGAGCUCCAAGAGCCACAGAGGAUCGAAAAAGUCGGACAGACCUAUCUACCCUACUCGGUAUUUUACGAGUACAUCAACGGACUCGGGACUACCAAAUUCGCACCCGGUACGUAUAACUUGUUCAAACACAACUGCAAUAACUUCAGCGACGAGGUGAGCAAUUUCCUCGUUGGCACGGGCAUACCGAAAUAUAUAUUGGACCUGCCAGAAGAAAUUUUACAAACGCCCGUCGGUCAAGCCUUAUUCCCGCUGAUCGAGAACCUGAGCAGAAGUGCCACCGCCGGUUUAACCGUGGGCAACAGAUUCGUCGAGGCCAGAAUAAACAGAGAGGACUCGCCGGAAUUCCAGUCUCUCAAUACUGAGAUCGAACAGGCAAGCAGGAUUAAUUCCAUUGCUCUCGAGGAGAAGCGAAACGUGAUAAACGAAAAGCUCGCGAAAAAGGAGCGAAAGAAGAAAAAGAAGGACAAAAAGAAGAAAGACAAGAGCCGAGAUCAAAGCGGCAGCGAAACCAACAGUACCGGCGUUUCAGACAUGGCUGACAGCGAGAAUGCAGCAGCAGCAGUGGCGGAGGUGACGGUCGAGGAGACAGUUCAAGAUCAAGCGGACGCCGCAGCGGCAACGGAUUCCUCUUUGACGAUAUCCGAAAGAGUCAGGCAGAUGGAGGCGGACGAGAGGCGCGAAGUCGAGGAGCUGAAACGUCAACGCGACCCACCGAUCGUCUUUCGCGAUCUCGUCGAUCCAGCCCAGGAGCUCGAGAAGCUGAGAGAUCUGCUGGCCGGCAAGCUGAACGAGGCCGAGAUUCAGAACGUCGACGAGCUGCAUCAGUACAUACUCGACAACGAGGGUUCCUGGGCGUUGGGCGACAAUUUCCUGAGCUUCGUCGGGAGGAUCUUCAACGACAAAUCGCUCGACAGUUCGGUCCGAGUGUGCCUGCUCAACUUGCUGUGUGUGGCAGCGCUCAAAGACGACGUCAUUCUGCUGCUGCAUCAGGACAGGCGGGAACACACCAUCAUGAAUUUCGCCUACGACAUCGAUCGUCAUCCCGUCGAAGAACAACUGCCGCUGGCUCAAUUUGUGGCCAAUCUUUUCGAGAAUCUGAGCAGUUCCGAGUGGUUGAUGUACAUAUCCGAGUGGCAGUACCAAAAUCAAAAUAUCAGCAACAUACGCGUGACGACCAAACUGGCGGUCCACUCGUUGCUCUCGGACUCGGAGGAUUUGCAGAUGCGCGGCACAGCUGUCAUCCAUAAUCUAGCCUGCAAGGAGGUAAAAACUGUGGUCUUCGACGACGUAGCCGUCGAGCUGACAAUGGCACUGCUGCAAUAUUUCAAUGGGACUCCACAAGAGGAGCAGCUGUUCGCGUGCAUGAAAUCGCUGGCCAAGUUCACGCAGGUCAGUGGACAGGACGUGCCGCAGCUCAUACAAAUGAUCGGCCCGGAGCCGGCCAAAUUCCGGGGCUGCUCGCAGAGGAUCGACGAUCUCAUCGAACAGAUUAACGUCAAAUUACGUCUACACUAGUCCGUAGUUGUUAUAGAUUUAUAUUAUGUAUCGGAUAGCUAUUAUUCGUUGUGUUAUGACAAAUUAUUAUAAACUUGUGUCGUGCGAGCGAAUGGGGUAAUCUGGAAAAUGUAACUUUUAUUAUUUAUUUAUGUUAUGUCAUAUUAAUUGAUUUCAUACAUGACGCGGCGCAUGUGGCUGAAAAGAAAAAAAACGGCGAGAGUGAAGUUAUUAUAAGUACAAUGAUCACGCGGUUCAACCAUUUUCGAUGCAUUUUUGUAACAGCUCAAUAGCUGAGUUUUUCUUCUCGUUUUUAGAAAAUUCUCUCUUUUAAUCUUGUCGAUUUACAUCCUAUCGUUAUCACUCUAUACUCUAAUAUUAGAUAGGUUCAUCUUCACGAUAAAAACGUGCAAUAAAAAGUCACUAAAUCAGUUAUUAAUAAAGUUUGUUGUAAUUUUUAUUGUCAUAAAUAAAUAUUUUUUUCUAAGUUA
Messenger RNA from Trichogramma pretiosum, 2512 nucleotides. RefSeq lists its product as uncharacterized. The transcript has 10 exons. The record is from RefSeq and is a predicted model, not a curated record. Lineage: Eukaryota; Metazoa; Arthropoda; Insecta; Hymenoptera; Trichogrammatidae. Gene Ontology annotation, biological process: protein modification by small protein removal. Bases 324 to 2042 code for a protein of 572 amino acids. Gene Ontology annotation, molecular function: peptidase activity.